CCGACUCCGAUCUCAGUGCACGAUGGCGUCUGGCUCUGCAGACAAGUGUCCCGUCGACCACUCUUCCCUCGCCUCCUCUUCCACGGACGCUUGUCCAGUAGAUCACUCUACACGCUCAUCAUGGACCUCCGUGCUCAGCAGGCGCUCCCAGGACGGCCACGGCGCAGCGGAGCACCCGGACACCCCCGCCCCUCCCGCUAACCUCCCCCUCGACCGCGAAACCUCGUCUAUCCCCCGGGAGGACGGCAGCAACUGGGUCUACCCGUCGCAGGCGCAGUUCUUUGCCGCUAUGGCGCGCAAGAACCACAACCCCAACGAGACGGACAUGAAGGUCGUUGUGCCCAUCCACAAUGCCGUGAACGAGCGCGCCUGGCAGGAGAUCAUGAAGUGGGAGGCGAACCAGGGCGGCGAGAAGUGCGGCGGCGUGAAGCUCAUCAGCUUCAAGGGCAGGCCAAACGACAGGUCACCGCGCGCACGGUGGUACUCCCUCCUCGGAUACUCUCCGCCUUUUGACCGCCAUGACUGGGUCGUCGAACGCUGUGGCACACGCAUGCGUUAUGUUAUCGACUUCUACACCGGCCACGGCGGCUCUGCACCCUCGAAGAACGUCUCUUUCUUCCUCGACGUACGGCCAGCACUUGACGGAUGGGAAGGUGUCCGCCUUCGUACCGAGCGAUUUUGGCAGCGAUGGGUCGGCGGCCUUUGGGGAGAGCCAGCAAAGCAGGGAGGGCUACCUCCAAAACAUUGACCGUAGGAUUUUUCGGGUCUACUAUGUACUUUAUAAUGCCGAUAAUUUUAGACGAGGCUCAGUCUACUACUCACUUUAACAUCACCG
Molecule: messenger RNA, 835 nt
Organism: Trametes versicolor FP-101664 SS1
Lineage: Eukaryota; Fungi; Basidiomycota; Agaricomycetes; Polyporales; Polyporaceae
Product: cytochrome C1 heme lyase
Exons: 2
Coding region: 23-748 (241 amino acids)
Biological process (GO): cytochrome c-heme linkage
Cellular component (GO): mitochondrion
Molecular function (GO): holocytochrome-c synthase activity
Source: RefSeq, a predicted model, not a curated record